This is a messenger RNA of Fonsecaea erecta, 1116 nucleotides long. RefSeq lists its product as hypothetical. Gene Ontology annotation, cellular component: fungal-type vacuole membrane. Gene Ontology annotation, biological process: basic amino acid transmembrane export from vacuole. Lineage: Eukaryota; Fungi; Ascomycota; Eurotiomycetes; Chaetothyriales; Herpotrichiellaceae. The record is from RefSeq and is a predicted model, not a curated record. The transcript is spliced from 2 exons. The coding region runs from base 1 to 1116 and encodes 371 amino acids.
AUGGCGUCGUCGCUCCUCCGCCUCUUGUCGACCUCGCCUUCCAGCACCGACGUCCCCCUCUCCACCCGCGAAGCCCUCUCCGGCAUCUUUGGCUCCAUUUCGCUGGCCUGCUGGAUCUUCCUGCUCGUGCCGCAGCUGAUCGAAAACUACCGCAACGGCUCGGCCGAGGCCAUUUCCCUGCUCUUCAUCUUCGUCUGGUUCCUGGGCGACAUUGCGAAUCUCGCGGGCGCCCUGUGGGCGGGGCUCGUGCCCGUGGUCGUGGCGAUUGGCGUCUACUUCUGCAUUGCGGACGGUGUCCUGAUCGCCCAGUGUCUCUACUAUGGGAUCAUGAACAAGAGGAGGGAGGGGCGAGCACUGCUGUCUGCGCGCGCAUCCGCUUCUGGUAGCAGUGGUGCUGCUGGUGCUGGUGCUGGUGUUGACGGCGGUGCCAGAGUCGACGGCGAAGCGAGUGCAGCACCUGGCGGCGAGCGGUCGAGGCAGGGGAGCUCGGAAGAGGAACCGCUCCUCAAGCGCACCCGCACGAACAGCAUGACGAUACCGGGAUCGAUGGAUAGGCGACGAAGCAGUAGCAGUCUGCGGCGCCGACGGAGCAGCUUUGCCGCCCACCACCACGACCAACUGGCGAAAAUCCUCGAAGAAAGCGACGAGGCCGGCACGAGGCUCUGGUUCAGGAAUGCAAUGAGCGUUUUGGCCAUUGGCGUCGUCGGCGCCGCCGGGUGGGCAUUGGCCUACGAGUCCGGCGCCUGGAAGCCCUCCCCCGCGUCCGGCGGUGCCGAGUCAGGAGAGAUGGCGACGGGCGCGCAGGUGCUGGGGUACCUCAGCGCGGUGGCCUACUUGGGCGCCAGGAUACCGCAGAUUGUCAAGAAUGCAAGGGAUCGGAGUUGCGAAGGUCUCUCGCUCCUCUUCUUCAUCCUGUCCUUGAUGGGCAACCUAACCUACGGCGCCGGCAUCCUCUGCCAUUCGACGGAACACAACUAUGUCGUGAAGAAUCUGCCCUGGUUGAUUGGCAGUUUGGGCACCAUGGUCGAGGAUAUCACCAUCUUUAUUCAGUUCCACGUGUAUAAGGUCAAGGAAGAGGAGGAUAACUCCGGUUCAGCAGAACAUGCCGUGAUUUAA